CAAUACCUAACCUAAAAACGUAAACCAUACACAACACAUGUAAUUUGACUAAAAAACAAUUUUCAGAAUGGGUGCAACAAAACCUAUCUUUCGUGAUCUUAAUCCAGAUGAUCCCGAACCUGAAGCAACGGAAAUUGAAUCACUUUGCAUGAAUUGUCAUGAAAAUGGCAUAACAAGAUUACUUUUAACAAAAAUUCCUUUCUUUAAGGAAUUGGUGCUGAUGUCCUUUACUUGUGAACACUGUGGUUAUCAGAAUAACGAAAUUCAAUCUGGCGCGCCUAUUGCCGAGAAAGGAGUGCGAAUAACUUUAACCGUAUCAACAAAAAGAGAUCUAAACAGACAAGUGGUAAAAAGUGAUUAUACCAGUGUAAAAUUACUAGAGUUAGAUUUCGAAAUCCCUGCAAAAAGCCAAAAGGGAGAGGUAACUACUGUUGAAGGUGUUAUCAAUAGGAGUAUAGCAGGAUUAGAGCAAGAUCAACCUGUUAGGAAAAUUGAACAUCCUGAAGCAGCAAAGCAAAUUGAAGAGUUUAUAAAUAAAUUACAAGAAUUGAAAGAAGUAAAAACUUCAUUUACACUAAUGUUAGAAGAUAUUUCUGGGAACAGUUUUAUAGAGAAUCCAAAUGCUCCCAGGAUUGAUAACUCCUGUAUAACUACACAUUUUAUCAGAAACAAAGAGCAAGACCAUGAAUUGGGCCUUUUUAGUCAAAGUGAAAUAACAGGUGAGGAGGAAAGUGCUAUACUGCAUCCUAUUUCUGAAGGUGAAUUUACAUUAGAAGAUUUAGAAGGGGAAGUAUUACAAUUUCCAACAAAUUGCCCUUCUUGUAAUUCUCCUUGUCAAACCAAUAUGAAAAUGACAAAUAUUCCACACUUUAAAGAAGUAGUGAUUAUGGCAACUACAUGUGAUGCAUGUGGACAUAAAACAAAUGAAGUUAAAUCAGGAAGUGGGAUAGAACCAAAAGGUCUUAAAAUUGAAGUAGAUAUCAAAAGUAAGGAAGAUUUCUCUAGAGAUUUACUGAAAUCUGAAACAUGUUCCCUUGGCAUACCCCAAUUAGAUCUUGAGGUGGGUCCCCAUGCAUUAGGAGGUAGAUUUACUACUGUAGAAGGCAUUAUACUAGCUAUUAAAGAUCAACUGAGUGAUCCAAAACAUUCACAUAUUUUUGGUGAUUCAGUAGAUCCUAAAUCAAAACAAGAAUUUGAAGCCUUCUUAAACAAAUUUGAAGAUAUUCUUUCUGGAAAAUUAUCUGUUACAUUGGUAUUGGAUGAUCCAGCUGGUAAUAGUUACAUUCAAACAAUGAGGGAUGAUAGUCAGCCUGACGAGGGUCUACGGAUUAUACAUUAUGAAAGAACAUUUGAACAAAAUGAAGAGUUGGGACUUAAUGAUAUAAAUACAGAUAAUUAUUAAUUUUAUUUACUGAUAUGUAUAUAUGUGGACCUGUCGAUAUUUUUGUAUAUGUAUUGUAAAUAAAUUAUUUACUACUGCU
Diabrotica balteata is the source of this 1481-nucleotide messenger RNA. NCBI's taxonomy places the organism in Eukaryota, Metazoa, Arthropoda, Insecta, Coleoptera, Chrysomelidae. The record is from the annotation of a GenBank genome assembly.